Molecule: messenger RNA, 947 nt
Organism: Mytilus trossulus (common blue mussel)
Lineage: Eukaryota; Metazoa; Mollusca; Bivalvia; Mytilida; Mytilidae
Product: nucleoside hydrolase-like
Exons: 5
Coding region: 12-947 (311 amino acids)
Molecular function (GO): hydrolase activity, hydrolyzing N-glycosyl compounds
Source: RefSeq, a predicted model, not a curated record
UAAUUGAAAAGAUGGCGACGAAACUGAUUAUAGACGUGGAUACUGGCGUUGAUGAUUCAAAAGCAUUAAUGCUUGCUCUUUCGAGAUCUGACGUUGACAUUUUGGCUAUCACGUGCGUAAAUGGUAAUGUUGAUAUUGACAACGUAUGUAGAAAUACUCUGAGGGUCCUGAAAGUUUGUGAUCGACUAGAUAUACCGAUUUAUAAGGGAGCAUGUAGGUCAAUGGUAGGCAACAGAAAGCCUGCAGAUGCACACGGCGCUGACGGACAAGGUGACCUGAUGAAUCCUAUACCUGUUGACAUGUAUCUAAUUAAAUCAGAACAUGCAGUGAAGGCCAUCUUGAGAAUUACCGACGAGAACCCUGGGGAAAUUACCCUGAUAGCUGUUGCACCGUUAACAAAUAUUGCCUUGGCUUUACGUCUUGAUCCAGACUUUGGCGGAAAGUUAAAAGAGGUAUUCAUAAUGGGAGGGAACAUUGAAGGACGAGGAAAUAUAAGUUUAGGUGCAGAAUACAACUUCUACGCAGAUCCGGAAGCAGCAUAUAUCACACUGCAAGAGCUGAAGUGUCCAGUAAACCUAUUGUCUUUGGAAGCAGCAGAAGCAAAUGGAUUUAAAUGGGAAUGGUAUGACAGAUGGGUCAAUAUGGAUACCAGAAAGAGUCGAUUUAUUAAAGCUUUCUCCAGCAAAAAAAGUCGUUAUUGCAAGACACUCCUAAAGCACCCAAAAUAUUCACCGUACGAUCUGCUGACAAUGGCAACUGCUAUUGACCAAACAGUUAUAACUGAUUCUGUUGACAAAUGGUGUACUGUUGAGAUUGGAGGUGAUCAUACAAGAGGCCAGCUAGUCAUUGAUUGGACAGGUAAAAUGGGAAAUAAGCCGAAUGUAAAGAUAAUCAAGAAAGUCAACACAGAUAAAGUCAAAUCAUAUUGCAUGUCCAUGGUUAUGUGA